This is a messenger RNA of Suillus subalutaceus, 1817 nucleotides long. Its product is annotated as kinase-like domain-containing protein. Gene Ontology annotation, molecular function: ATP binding; protein serine/threonine kinase activity. NCBI's taxonomy places the organism in Eukaryota, Fungi, Basidiomycota, Agaricomycetes, Boletales, Suillaceae. Bases 292 to 1569 code for a protein of 425 amino acids. The transcript has 5 exons. Gene Ontology annotation, biological process: intracellular signal transduction; protein phosphorylation. Gene Ontology annotation, cellular component: cytoplasm; nucleus. The record is from RefSeq and is a predicted model, not a curated record.
UGUUGUGGGACGCGUUGAUGGUAGAACUGGGUCACGGUGAAAGGCGCACAGAUCUUCAACGUUGUCUCAUCCGGAUAAUGCUGGUCCGCUUCUGUUGCACAGAGACUUUAUCAAGUUCUGUCAUCGAUCAAGCUGCCCCACUGGUAUAAAAAUCGAUGUACAGCUUUAGAACUUGACAACUGUAAUCGAAUCUCUGGCAUGCGUGAAUCAUCCGCGAUAAAUUGGUUGUAUUACGUCUCCGCGCAGAACAUGCUACUGCCGCGUGUUUACAACCCUUCGAAGAAAACGUCGAUGUCACCCGAGGAAAACGAUGGGCAAGGACAGGAACAGUCGGGGAUUGGCUUGCCUCGUACCGUGACCUCGGCGAAACUGCACGCUACUGGAGGAUUGGUCUCUUUCGUCGGGAUUCCUCAUGUGUCCACCCACGUAGGGAACCUCAUUCUUGGCGAUUCUACAACAAGCUCACAGCGAUCAUUUAUUGUCAUUAAGAAUAUAGGCGAGGGCUCUUUUGGAUCAGUCUUCCUUUGUGACUGGCAUGGAAAAUUACCGCAUGAAGUGCCACCACCCUCUGCAAUUCAUAUCAAUGGCGUUGCGAGGCCGGAAUGGGCAGGUAUGCGUUUGGUGGCCGUAAAGAAACUCAAGCGAAGGUUGGAACAUGGUUGGGACGAGUGCCGGUAUCUCAAGGAGCUCAAGGCACUACGUGCAUUGACCCCCCAUCCAUGCGUCGUUCCUCUCUAUGAUGUCUUUCUCUCAAGUGAAACUUCGGAGCUGUACUUCGUUUUUGAAGCUAUGGAAGGAGACUUAUACCGAUUCAUGAGAGCCCGCAAGGGGCGGCCAUUGACCACUGGUCUUCUGUCUUGCAUCUUUCAACAGAUAGCAGCUGGACUACACCACAUUCACUCUUCGGGUUAUUUCCAUCGUGACAUGAAACCUGAGAAUAUUCUCGUCGCUACCUCAGGACUCUUACAGUCGCAACCAGAUGGAGGUGAACAAGAAGAUGUUGCAGUUAUCUGUAAGAUUGCAGAUUUUGAUUCUGCAAGGGAGAUAUCAAGCGCUCCACCUUACACAGAGUAUGUAUCAGCUCGGUGGUAUCGCGCCCCUGAGGUGCUGCUCAAACAGAGAGACUAUUCUACGCCGGUGGACAUGUGGGCCCUCGGGGCGAUCAUGGCCGAGCUGGUGAACUUGAGGCCCAUAUUUCCUGGUACUGGAGAAGUCGAUCAGAUACACCGAAUCAUCAAAGUACUUGGCGACCCUGCAGAUUAUGGCGUGGGCGAACACGGAAGAUCUUACGGAGGUGGUCCAUGGUCCCUUGGCUUGGAAUUGGCAAGACGUCUCGCCUUCAAAUUUCCCCAGACUGAACCGAGAAACAUAUAUGCGAUAUUCGACAAGAAAAUACCUCGUCGACUUGUCGACUGCAUCUCCGAUCUCCUCAAGUUUGACCCCAGCUUGCGCCUUACUAGUCAACAGUGCCUUGCGCACGAGUUUCUCAGGGAAUGUCUGCCGGAAAAUCUUCCUUGCAUGAUUCCUGGACAAAAAAAAUCACUCUCGACAGCUGUCAACAGCACAUGAGCGUGAAAUAGGCUUUGUAGUACACUGGAACCGUGCUAUUUGACAGUUGCCUAAAUUUGUGUGUUAUCAAUGUGCAGACGGCGUUCAAAACAUCCCUUUCUGAUGUCAUGUACUGUUUCUGUAGUGAUGUACAUGAUGCGACUUUAGAGCUGGACUUCUGCCCCUUGGUCAGUGAGUUUAAUUCUAAAGUGGAUGCCCCUCGUUCUCCGGCAUGUGUAGCCAGCUUCAAGUUUGCCUUUCCAUCGAAA